AGCAGCCGCAGCAGCCGCAGCAGCAGCAACAAAUUCCUCCGCCUGUCGGCCAGUCGUGUCAAUUGUGUCUAGUGGCGGAGUGGUCGCAGUUCCUGAUUAUGAUGAUGAUGAUGCCCUCAUGAUGAUUUGCCACUGGCAAAUGUUUUGAUUAACUAACUGCGGGGCAGCCAAUUAAUUUUUGGCCAAGAGGCUGCACACUGAUCGCGAGUACAAAACCGCUGAGAUUUCUCUUCGCUGCGCCGAUGCGGCCUGCUCAUUAAUUAAAGAACAUGGAAUCGGGCGACAAACGGAUCCGUCCGACAUGCUGAGAGCCAAAUUCGAAUCCGCUAAACAAAUGGCAACAGCAGCAGCAACAACAUUUGGGCCAACAGCAACACCAACAGCAGCAGCAGCAGCUACAACACCAACAACAGCAACACGAGAUAGAGGAAAAUUGUCAAGAGAUGGACAUUCGAAAAAUAGAAAAUCUCCAACUAAACCGAAAGAAUUGAAACAUUUUCGGAUUUUUUCAUUUCAGAUGCGAGCAGCAAACGGUUAACAAAGGUGCACACGCUUUUCCCGUCGCGAAAAUCGCGAAAGGGAAAAUUCGUAAAGGACGCGGGGAAAAUGGCAUUAGCAAAAUAUGUGUGAAAAAUCAGACAAAGAGAAAAAUAAAUAAAAACAAGAAUGUGAAGGAUUCGUCUAACGAGAACCCAGUGAAAAACAUAGAACCGAGUGAUUAACUUAUUCAAGUAAAUUGUGUAAUGUUCGCUGAGAGCUCAAAAUGUGGGAUCUUCAAUGUGAAAGAUAGAUAAAAAACAAACUGCUUGUCAUAAAAACACUACAUAAAACAACAUGAGUUGAGGGAAAAUAUUCAAUUUGAUGAUCGCCACGAGCAUCGCAUUAGCAUAAAAGAAGUCACUUCGAGAUCCUCCACCAUAAGGGUUAGCCAUAGAGCUCUAUUAUUAGACCUCCCCAGGGGCAGAUAUGCUGGGCCACUGGAUUAUGCGUGAUUCACAGCCACAUAUAGACCGCUGAUCGUGCGAAUUCUAUAUUGAAAUUCAAAUACCUCUCGGAAAAAAACAUCGUUGACAUCAAAUUUAUGUUUGCCACAAUUCAUGGAACAAAUGAAAGUUAAACAACAAUAACAAAGGCAACGCGGCGAAGGCUUAAGAAUGAUUUUAUUUUCAAUCUCAACGAGGCGUAUGAGUGAUUAUGUGUAAAAUAUUACGCAUCAACGGAAUAGCUUCGAAGUGAUCCAAAGCCAAAGCCAAAACCAAAUCCAAAUCGAAAUGAAAACGAUUGCGAGGUGCUUUGGAAUGAAUUGCGAUGGAUGACAAAAGGCAGGCACUUGGACAACAAAUCAAAAUAGACAGCAUGGCGAGAGCGUUUAGCACAGAUCUUUAUUUUUUGGAUGGCUAUUUAAAACAACAGCCAGAGGACGGUGCAGGAGAAGGAGGUGCCGAGCUGAAAGGCUGAAAAACUAAUUUCGGAAAAUCAAGUAAAAACUGAGCGAAAUACCAAAGAGUUACGGAAAAGAAGGCUGCCUGACUGUCACGACAACACUUUCUUGUGUGAACGAGCGCCAAAAAGGCCGCGACGCUCCUCCUCCGACCCUCCAUCACGAGUCGCCAUCCACCCCAAUCCCCAUCCCUCCAAUCCCAUAGCCAGGCAUCCAUUGUACCCCAUCAGGCGAGGCAAGGCAACCUCCACCAUCCAUCGUCUCUCAAUAGAGAAAUGCUUAGAUGCGAUUCUCAGUCCCAUGUGCACACAUAAUGGAAUGAAGAAAAUUCCGUCGUCCAACAAUUGCACGCUGGGCUAGCUAAAGUGCAAAGAAAACCAAAAGACUCGGACUUGUCACUUCGCUGCGGAUUUGCAUUGGCCGGGCUGCCUGUUUUUGGGGGGCCUCCAAUGGUCGUCGGUGCAGCAGCAGCAGCAUAGACCGAGAAAUCCCCAAAAUCCCCCACAUACCGACAUACCCAACCCAGCUUCCUUGGACUAGCUUCUUAUAAAUAGCCCUCGGACAAAAGUGUCAACCGCCCGCCCGCCCAGUGCAUCAUCACAUGCGAUCCGAACAAUGGAAAUUGCCAAAUUUAUAGUGUACCCAGAAACCCACAGCGGCACUGCGAUCAGAUCGCCCAGGCCAGGCCAGCCAAGGAAAACUUAUUUUAUUUAAAUAAAUUUAGUUUAAUUGCCAGCAAAGAACACAAAUAACACUGGCCGUGUCUGUGCGUCUCUGUGUGUGUGUGUGUGCUGUUUUAUUGUAAUUCCGAUUUGUCAACUGGGCACUCACCGAAACGGCCGAGUAAACCAGCCCGUUGACUUGGUCAUCAAAACAGAGAGGAGUACUCGACAAUCCGGAUACCUUGGAGGAGCAGGCAGCCAUCUAAAGAUGGAUCAGGCUGUCAUUAAAUCAAAUUAUGCCGUUUCCCGGUCCCCAAUGACAAACAAUCUCCGCGACCCGCAAGAUUGCGCAUAACGGGGCGUAUGAGUAAUAAGCCAACUGCUACGACAUAAUACGUAUACGCCUCGUGGUGCAGACGCUCUUCUAGGCGGCCAAGAAGAGCAGACACGAAAAGUGUGUGUGACAAAACGCUCAAUAAAUAAACAAACCGCAAUGCAAACAAACAAAUUAUGAGAAACGAAAACAAAGAAGCCAAGUAGGCUGGGGCAAGGCGAAUAAAAUUUGUUUACCUCUACGACAGCCGACAUCUUGCACAUUCACUAAUUGCAUUUACCCCCUUCCCGCUUCCGUUGCAGCUGGUCCAUGUGAUCCAAACCCAGAUGAAUUAUGGAACAUGUAAAUAGCACUAAUGCCAGACAACCGCAGCAUCAUCAUUUUGAUCAGCAGCUGCAGCACAAUGACAGCCAACAGCAGUUCUGCCUGCGAUGGCACAACCAUCAGACCAGUUUGCUGAGCACCCUGCCCAUUCUGCUGGACCAAUCCCAUCUGACGGAUGUGACCAUUUCGGCCGAGGGACGCCAACUGCGGGCCCAUCGCGUGGUACUGAGUGCCUGCAGCAGCUUUUUUAUGGACAUCUUCCGGGCUCUGGAGGCCAGUAACCACCCAGUUAUCAUUAUACCAGGGGCCAGCUUCGGCGCAAUCGUUUCACUGCUCACAUUCAUGUACUCCGGCGAGGUGAAUGUAUACGAGGAGCAGAUUCCGAUGCUGCUCAACCUGGCCGAGACACUGGGCAUCAAGGGACUGGCCGAUGUCCAGAACAACAAUCAGUUACCAAAAACAGCGAGAACUGGAGGUGGCUCCUACAUGGAUACGGCGAACGAAAAGUCCUCUGAGUUUGAACGUCCCAGCACACCCUCGCCCACGCCCACCCCCACCCUCACGCCCUCCCACACGCCCACUCCAAGCCAUCCGAUCCCCCUGCCCCAGCUGCCCAGUGCCGCACUUAACACCCCUCUUCUGGCCAACAAACUGGGAUCGGUGAACUCCAGUGGAAUGGGCACCACGCCCCUGGAGAAUCUCUUCAAGUCGCUGCAGUUCUACCCCAGUCUGUUGCCACAACCACUCAACUUCUCGCAGACGGCGCUCAACAAGACCACUGAGCUGUUGGCCAAGUAUCAGCAGCAGUGCCAGCUCUACCAGAGCGGGAUGCAGGAGGAUCAACUGGAGACGGACUGUUUUGGUCCCAAGAGGCUGAAGGGCGACAGUCCGCCGAAGGAGCUCAGGCGACUGGAAAAGAGCCUUUUAAAGAAUCCAAAAUCCUCCUCGACGACCAACAGUAGCAGUAGCAAGUCGCCGCAGGAAUGCUCCAUCCCGAAUCCCAUUGUGGCCACUUCGCCAGUAACUCUCGCUCCACCGACCAUGGCACACUUUUCACCUCAGUUGCCGGUGGUCAAGUGCUCCUCGGCCAGUUACCCCAGCGCUCUCGGCCAAGGUCAACUCUACAGUAGUAAGCCACCACUUUAUAGUGCAGCAGUCACGCCGACUGCCGCCCAGCAGGCGGCGCAGAUGCACCAUCACCCGCAAACCGGGCCAUCGCCCUACAUCUCGGCCGAGGAUCACGCCAAGCUGCAGCUCCACAUCGAGCAGUAUCAGCGGGAAGCGGCAGCAGCAGCGGCAGCGGCCGCCGGCGGAAUGGCGCUGGUCAGCGCCAAGUCGGAGCCCAAUCUGCUCUCGCUGAGCGCCGACCGCGACAAGUCGCUGGCCACCGCACCCAUCAAGCCGCCGUCCAACUCCAAGCUCUAUGCCACUUGUUUUAUCUGCCACAAGCAGCUGAGCAAUCAAUACAACCUGCGCGUCCACCUCGAAACCCAUCAGAAUGUUCGGUAUGCCUGCAAUGUCUGCUCCCAUGUAUCCCGCAGCAAGGAUGCCCUGCGAAAGCACGUUAGCUACCGACAUCCUGGGGCGCCAUCGCCAUGUGAAAACGAGGCUCGCCGGAAAAGGGUCUCCAAGCUGGCAGCGACCACUGUGCCCACUUCCACGGCCAUGUCCAUGAGCGCCAGUCACACGGUUACCAGUGGCGAUGUGGGUCCAGCUCCAGCGACCACGCUUGGAUGUUCGGGUCAGGAGGCAAGGAAUCCGUACCUCUUCCUGCCCAAUCAAUUUCAGAUGGCUGCUGCUGCAGCAGCCGUAGCAGUGGCCGAAUCCUCGCCAGCUUCUGGUCAGCCAUCGCUGGAUUUGGCACACGAGGCGCCACCGAGCAUCAAAAGUGAGCGAGAGCCACCGGCGGCGAGCAACGGAGAGGCGACCGGUGUGGAGGCAUCGGCGUCAACUACCUGAGGAAAAUGUUUUUGAAUAUUUUUGAUUUGUUCAACUCACCACACAAACACGCACACAGACACAAGGAGUACGCCCACCCAUGCACAUGCAUAUUGUUGGGCGACCUAUGAGUGGAUGAAAAAAGGGUUGACCCCUGACCCCAAUUUUAAAACCAAUCAAAGGUGGUGGAAUCUGCUUCAAUUUUAUUUAAUCAGCAAGCAGAUCAAUUGAAUUUGAAAACAAUUGAAAACCCAUUCAAAUUUUCAUAUUCAAAAUGUUCUUUUGUAUUGAAAGUAUGUUUGAAAUAUCUCAAAUUCAAGCUUGGCUUUUUCUAACAAAGAGAUGUAUGAUUAAUUACGUUCUUCGUCCAUUGUUGACAUCUAGCCCUAUUUAUUUUACCACUAACUAUGAUCGGAUUUUUGAACAAUGUCAGAGGUUCCAAUUUUCAUCAACCACCCAUCAUCCAGGUGCCCAACAUGAAUAUGCCAACUUUUAGUCCCACCGAAACCAACGUCUUAGACCCGGCUGUGAUAAUUAGCGCAAUUCGUUUUUCGUCCUCUGCACUCGUGCGCCUUUCUAGCUAUCUUAAUUUAUGUACUUACGUUUAGCACAAUUUACGUUUAUUUUUUCUGAAACUUUAGCAACCUCCGAGGCUCUCAAACUGCAAGUUACAAACACAAUCCUUUCGCUUUCACGCUCUCUCACAAGCACACGUCCACACAUUCUAGUAAUCUAAGCCAAGUUUUUAUAAAUAUUGUAAUUAUACACCUGAACACGCACACACACUUGCACACAAAAAGACAGGGUGAAGACCUACCAAACCAAAAAAAAACACAAUUUUCAAAGGAAUAAAUGUUUAAGAAGCCAAA
This is a messenger RNA of Drosophila mauritiana, 5568 nucleotides long. Its product is annotated as protein bric-a-brac 2. The record is from RefSeq and is a predicted model, not a curated record. Gene Ontology annotation, molecular function: protein binding. The transcript is spliced from 4 exons. Lineage: Eukaryota; Metazoa; Arthropoda; Insecta; Diptera; Drosophilidae. The coding region runs from base 2771 to 4720 and encodes 649 amino acids. Gene Ontology annotation, biological process: regulation of transcription by RNA polymerase II. Gene Ontology annotation, cellular component: nucleus.